Brugia malayi is the source of this 852-nucleotide messenger RNA. RefSeq lists its product as uncharacterized. The record is from RefSeq and is a predicted model, not a curated record. The transcript has 7 exons. Bases 1 to 852 code for a protein of 283 amino acids. NCBI's taxonomy places the organism in Eukaryota, Metazoa, Nematoda, Chromadorea, Rhabditida, Onchocercidae.
AUGCGCACGCUUGAAGGCCACCUAACACUCACGCUUCCAGAAUUUUUGACUGAAUAUUCUUUCCUCUCAAGUUUCACUUCAAAUGAUCACCACUUUCAGGAAGAUCACGAAAAACUAAUACAAGAGAUACAGAAGUUGCAAGAAAAUAGGAAAAAAGAUGAAAAAAGACUCAAUGAACUAAGAAAACAAAUAGAAGCAAAUGAGGGAAACAGCGGAAGUAAAAAAAGAAUACGCAAAAAACUAGAAAAAGAAUACGAAGAGCUGCGAAAAACGCUAGGCGUUGGUGAAGAGCUUAAGGAGAAUGCAGAAAGAGCAAACGAUUCCAAUGAGAAUAGAUUAUCGUUUAAAGCAGAUGAAAACAUACACUUAGAUGAGCAGCAUCCAGAAGCAAAACCAAUUCAAAAGAAUGAAUACGGUAUCUAUGAACACAUUAGAAAUAUAAAGACAGUUAAAGAACGAAUGCAGCAAAGGAAGAAAAUUGAAUCGGAAGCGGAAGAUGCAUUUAAUAAUGGAAUAGCCAAUUUGUGUGAACUAGAAACAGAUAUCGGUAAUAUGAUAAAACGAAUGACCAGUCCAGUUAUCCAGAAAUUUGAAGAAGAAUUAAAAUUGAUUCGGAAGAAAAGUAGCAAAGACACAAAAAUGCUGAAAAUAGAAAUAGCAAAAUUGGAAAGGCAGAUAAACAAAAUUUACGAGGCGCGUGAAAUAUGUGUAACAACAAUUGCUGAAAUGAAUUUAACCACCAAAAGGAUGCUUUUCGAUUUAAUGGGCUUUAUGGUGAAUAUUUUACGAAAUGCUCUAUACAUUGGCGCAUGGAUACGUGAUUCACUAGUUUAUUACACAGAGAAUAAAUGA